This is a messenger RNA of Adineta ricciae, 1410 nucleotides long. Lineage: Eukaryota; Metazoa; Rotifera; Eurotatoria; Adinetida; Adinetidae. The record is from the annotation of a GenBank genome assembly.
AUGUUGAAAGAAAAUGCAAGUGUUUACAUGGAAUCAUCUGUUAUAUCGGUUGUCACAAUAUCAAUGCAGAAUCUGGAGUCUAGUGGCAGUUCUGUGAAAUAUUUUCAACUUUUACUCAAGCGUUUUGGUGUUAUGUAUAUGGCAAUUGUUAUUACUCUUGGUUUUAUUGGUAACUCAAUAUCGUGUUAUGUGUUCGUUCGAAGUAAACUUCGACGUUUAAGUUGUAGUUUAUACCUUACAGCUUUAUCAAUAUCGGACAAUGGAUAUUUAAUCUGCUUGGCAUUAAUUUGGCUUGAAAAUAUUCGUGUUUUUAUCUUUCACAAUAACGGAAUAUGUCAAGUUACAGUAUACCUAACGACCGUCUUCAGUUCAUUAUCAGUGUGGUUCACCGUUGCAUUUACUACUGAACGUUUUGUCGUUGUUGCUUAUCCAUUGAAACGUUCUCAAUAUAAUUCAUCAGCACGAACCCGUUAUGCUGUUGUCUUAUUGACAUUUCUCGCCUUGUUCCUCUAUUCUCCUACUCUAUGGACAUCAGGUAUCGAAACAACAGAUCCCGAACGAUCAACAUUACCUUCAUAUGACACGCGUUGUGUUACUCUUCGUCCUUGGCUUCGUUUUACUCGUCAAAUGAAUAUAAUUGAUUUCUUUCUAACAUUUAUCAUUCCUUUUCUAACUAUCGCUACAUUUAAUUCGUUAAUUAUCCUUAAAUCUGGCCAAUACGAUCGUUUACUGGAACGAAAUUACAUUCAACCAUCAACUUAUAUUCUGCAUAAUCUUCUCGAACAUCGUCUACGUCGUUCGAAAUAUCAUCGACGUAUAACUAAAAUGUUAUUAAUCAUUUCGACAACAUUUCUACUACUCAAUACUCCUAUGCAUUUACUGAAAGUUUAUUAUUUUUUCUUUUCGAACGACGAUACAUACGAUGAAAAAUCUUCCUAUGAAUCGAUCAUCGAAAUGUUAACAUUUUAUUUAUUUUAUACAAAUUUUGCAAUCAAUUUUUUCCUUUACUCGCUAUGCGGAAAGAAUUUUCGUUCGUGUCUCAUGGGUUUACUCAAACAAUUCGGACGGACUAAACAAACGAAUAGUUUCCUAUCAAAUGGCUUAUUUCUCGCUGGUCAUGCGGCUAUUGAUGAAACACCUGUCGUUCAAUACUGCAAACAUUUACAACGGCCUGAGCAUCUUCGAAAGUAUUCAAAACGUGAAAACAGUAGUACAGUAAGUAGUAGCGGAAUCAAAGGAAAUCCAUUACUAUCAACAUUUCAUGCUGCGACAACUGGUACAAUGCAUCAUACAUUACAUCAGUUAGCGUCGGAUUCAUCACUAAAAAAAUCGCCGCUCAAGAUCGAAUUACUAACGAAUGGAUCAACACCGACCGUUCUCAAAUUUUAUCCACCAUUUACAAUUCACUGA